This is a messenger RNA of Lactuca virosa, 3267 nucleotides long. Lineage: Eukaryota; Viridiplantae; Streptophyta; Magnoliopsida; Asterales; Asteraceae. The record is from the annotation of a GenBank genome assembly.
AAAUCGCCCUUUUCCGUUCGUCUUCUUCCCUAAUAACACACAAAUUCACACAGUGGAGAACUUUUUCUUCUUUUUCCGUCCAUGGCGGGGAAGCUAUCAACGUGUUUUUUGAGCCAUCAAUGGAGCUGUUGUACAGUGGUUGACUGUAAGCAUUUGAAUGUGCGCUUUUACUCUUUGCCUUCUCCUCGGUUUGCUACAGUUUCCUGCAAGAUACGUCAACGUAACUCCAGCUUACCACCUAGGAGACCACAAGCAAAGAAAAUCAUCCCUGCACAGAUUCCUCAAAAUGACAAUCUCAUGACACCUGGCAAUGAAAAUAGUGAUUCAGAAAAUGAAGAUGACUUUUCUCAUCAGUGUACCUCUGAUGAGGUUGUAGCAAUUCAACGUUUUGAUGAUAAGAAUUCAAACAACAAACUGAUCCCGUCUAUUGGUGCAGAUAAAGUGGGCGAGGUUACAACUGUAAAUCUUCAGGAUGUAAUAGGAAUGAUACGUAAUGCAGAGAAAAAUAUUCAUAUCCUAAACCAAGCCCGAAUCAAUGCAAUUGAAGAUUUGGAAACAGUUCUUAGUGAAAAAGAGGUCUUACAAAGAGAAAUCAACAAUUUGGAAAUGAGGUUAGCUGAAACUGAUGCCAGAAUCAGAGUUGCUGCACAAGAUAAGAUACAUGUUGAGCUUUUACAGGAUCAUUUAGAGAAACUUCAAUCUGAAAUGUCUAAUAAUGGAGCACAUGAUGCUGUUGUUCUUCGAUCUCCUGAUCGACAAACCCGUGCUUUAAGUGAGGAGCUGAAUGCAUUAAGAAAUGAAAACAUGUCCCUGCAAAAUGACCUAAAUACCCUUAAAGAACAACUCAGGGAUGUCAAGAGAACAGACGAACGUGUUGAAAUGCUUGAAAAUGAACGCACUGUUUUGGAAUUGUCCAUAAAGGAGUUGGAAUACAAGCUCACUGUUUCUCAACAAGAUAGUGUUCAACUUUCAACUUUAAGAUCAGAGUGUGAGACCCUUUGGAAUAAGGUAGAGCAUUUGCAAGGAUUACUUGACAAGUCAACAAGUCAAGCAGAUCAAGCUAUCUUAGUACUACAACAAAACCAGGAGCUUCGAAAGAAAGUUGAAAGACUUGAAGAGUCUCUUGAAGAUGCCAACAUUUACAAAUUAUCAUCAGAAAAGCUACAACAAUAUAACGAUCUAAUGCAACAGAAAAUUAAACUACUUGAUGAACGCCUUGAAAGAUCAGAUGCAGAAAUACAUUCUUAUGUACAAUUAUAUCAAGAUUCAGUGAAGGAGUUUCAAGAAACACUUGACAAUUUAAAAGAAGAAAGUAAGAAAAAAGCAUCGGGUAAACAAGUGGAUAUGCCAUGGGAAUUUUGGAGUCGUUUAUUGCUUAUGUUUGAUGCUUGGUUUCUUGAAAAGAAAAUUCAUGGAGAUGAGGCUAAGUUUUUAAGGGAAAUGACAUGGAAGAAAGAUGGAAGGAUUCAUGAUGUUUAUAUAGAAUGUAAGGAAAAAAAUGAGCGUGAAAUUAUUGCUGCUUUUCGUAGAUUGACAUCUUCAUCAUCCGGUUCAGGAUUGCAUGUUGUUCAUAUUGCUGCUGAGAUGGCUCCAGUUGCUAAGGUUGGUGGUUUAGGUGAUGUGUUGUCUGCUCUUAGUAAAGCAUUACAGAAGAAAGGACAUCUUGUAGAAAUAAUUCUCCCUAAAUACGAUUGCAUGCAGUAUGAAAGUAUCCAAAAUUUAAGGGUUCUAGAUUUAGCUGUAGAGUCGUAUUUUGAUGGCCAUUUGUUCAAAAAUAAAAUCUGGGUUGGUACUGUUGAAGGGCUUCCUGUUUAUUUUAUCGAGCCUCUUCACCCUGCUAAGUUUUUUUGGAGAGGAAAAACAUAUGGUGAACCUGAUGAUCUGAAGCGGUUUUCAUUCUUUAGCAGAGCAGCACUUGAGCUGCUACAUCAAUCUGGAAAAAAACCAGAUAUUAUCCAUUGCCAUGAUUGGCAGACAGCUUUUGUUGCACCCCUCUACUGGGAUCUAUAUGCACCCAAAGGAUUAAAUUCUGCUCGAAUAUGUUUCACAUGUCAUAAUUUUGAGUAUCAAGGAACUGCAUCUGCUUCAGAGAUAGCAUCUUGUGGUCUUGACAUUCAUCACCUUAACAGACCUGACAGAAUGCAGGACAACUCAUCACAUGACAGACUCAAUCCUGUUAAGGGUGCAAUUGUGUUCUCUAACAUUGUAACAACAGUGUCCCCAACUUAUGCACAAGAAGUGCGAACUUCACAGGGAGGACAAGGGCUUCAUGCAACACUUAAUGCUCAUUCUCAAAAGUUUGUGGGGAUUCUGAAUGGAAUUGAUACUGAUUCAUGGAAUCCUGCAACUGACACAUAUCUCAGUUUCCAAUACAAUGCCAGUGAUCUUGAGGGGAAAUUUGAGAAUAAAAAUGUCUUAAGAAGACACCUUGGACUCUCUUUAUCUGAUAGUAGGAGGCCAUUGGUUGGAUGUAUAACAAGAUUGGUGCCACAGAAAGGUGUGCAUCUCAUCAGGCAUGCAAUAUACAGAGCAUUGGAAUUGGGAGGACAAUUUGUAUUGCUUGGUUCUAGUCCUGUGCCAAAUAUCCAUAGGGAAUUUGAGGAAAUUGCAAAGCAAUUUCAAAACCAUGAACAUAUUCGACUGAUUCUCAAGUAUGAUGAGGCUCUUUCCCAUUCUAUAUAUGCAGCAUCAGACAUGUUCAUCAUCCCAUCAAUAUUUGAGCCAUGUGGCUUGACACAGAUGAUAGCCAUGAGAUAUGGUGCAAUCCCCAUUGCUAGAAAGACAGGUGGUCUAAAUGACAGUGUUUUUGAUGUUGAUGAUGAUACGAUUCCAAUACAACUCAGAAAUGGAUUCACAUUCGUAACACCUGAUGAGCAUGCAUUCAAUGGUGCAUUUGACAGAGCGUUCAAAUUCUACAAAAAUGAUAGUGAAGGUUGGGAAGAGUUGAUGAAAAAAGUGAUGAACAUAGACUUCAGUUGGGACACAUCAGCAUCACAAUAUGAAGAACUUUAUCUUCAAUCUGUAUCCAAAGCAAAAGCAGCUCGACGUGCAGCUGCUGGAUAAUAGUAAUCCACCCAAACACUUUUCUCCUCAAAUAUAUAUUCCAAGACCACAAACAAAUGGUCAAUACACAACCAUAGAGAAAACUGACUACAUUUAGUGUCCCUUUUGUUCAUAUUAUAUAUCUUUCGAGAUUUAAUCCCGAUGUAAAUCAUGUCCAUAUGUGGUUUUAUGAAAUGACGUUGGAGAAAUUGUACAUUGAGCUUG